GCUCUGCGGCGGCGGCUGUCGGGGGGCUCUGGCGGGCGGGCGCCGCCUGUCCCCGCCGAGGGAGCGAGUUGGCAGAUGUGCUUGAGGAGGUCCCUGGUCGGCCUCACCUUUUGUGCCUGCUACCUGGCUUCUUACCUCACGAACAAGUUUGUCCUGUCUGUCUUGAAAUUUACCUAUCCUACAUUAUUCCAAGGGUGGCAGACGUUCAUUGGUGGACUUUUGCUCCAUGUGUCAUGGAAACUGGGCUGGGUGGAGAUCAACAGCAGUCCAAGAUCUGAUGUUUUGACGUGGCUUCCUGCUUCAGUGCUGUUUGUGGGUAUAAUCUAUGCUGGGUCCAGAGCCUUGUCCAGGCUGGCCAUUCCUGUGUUUCUCACUUUGCAUAAUGUAGCUGAAGUUAUCAUCUGCGGGUACCAGAAGUGUUUUCGGAAAGAGAAAACAUCUCCUGCAAAGAUCUGUAGUGCCCUCUUCCUCCUGGCUGCAGCAGGAUGCCUUCCCUUCAACGACUCCCAGUUUGAUCCAGAUGGAUAUUUUUGGGCUGUAAUUCACUUAUUCUGUGUAGGGACUUAUAAAAUUCUACAGAAGUCCCAGAAACCCAGCGCCUUAAGUGACAUUGACCAGCAGUACUUAAACUAUAUCUUCAGUGUGGUGUUCCUGGCGUUUGCGUCGCAUCCUACAGGCGAUCUCUUCAGCGUCCUGGACUUCCCGUUCCUGUAUUUCUACAGAUUCCACGGCAGCUGCUGUGCCAGCGGAAUUUUUGGAUUCUUUCUCAUGGUCAGCACAGUGAAGCUGAAAAGCCUUCUAGCCCCUGGGCAGGGUGCAGCCUGGAUUUUCUUUGCUAAGGUGGUCACAGCUGGCUUAUCAGUCUUGCUGUUUGAUGUGAUCCUGACCCGCGCAGCCAUGGGGUGCCUCCUGCUCGGUGGACUCGGAGAAGCCUUGCUGGUUCUCUCGGAACGAAAGGGGUCCUGAAGAAGACGGGCAAGAGAAGGAGACUCACAGGUUGCCGUGGAGAGCACAGGUCCCUGGCCUCGUAGGGCCAGAUGUCACGAAGAGGGGUCAAGAACAGUGAGACCAGGUGGGCAGCACCAUCGACCUGUUCCCGCUUCAACCCAGGUGCACAUGGUGGUGGUCCAUGAUGUGAAGGCCUCUCUGCUUCGCAUGGCUUCAAGGAGAACUCUUUCCAGGGUGUCCGGGCUGCUGCAGAGGAGUGGUUCAUGUUAUGUCUUCCCCUCUGAGAACCUCUCUCCGCCGUCCUUCAAAAACAGGAAAUAACAGGGUUUCACUGGGCUGGCUCGGCUCCCUUGAACUGACCUGCAGGCUUCUGGAAGCAAGAUGCCCUCCAUCAAAUACUGCUUUCAGGCUGGUGUAGUGGACCCGGGGUAUUUUGUUUUUGUUAUUGUUUUACAUUGAAAGAUAAAAUGGUAUGUAUUUAUCAUGUACAACAUGAUGUUUUGAAAUGCAUAUACAUGUGGGAUAGUUAAAUCUAGCUAAUUAACAAAUGUGUGACUUCAUAUAGUUAUCAUUUUUGUGGGGAGAUUUUUUUGUAUUUUUGUUUCCUUUUGUGUUUUUCUGUCUUUGGAGUCUCCUCUGGGGAUAUCCCUUCCUUGCUGUCAUGCUGGCUGGCCUGGAGCCUACCCUGACCUGUGUACAAGUGCACAAAGUACUCAGGAGGGCAUCCAUUUGGGGCAGGAACGGGACUGAGUGGGAAUUCUGGGCCAGCAAGGACAUGUGAAACUCUAGAGUGGGUGAUGGUCUUUUUGUGGUUGAUGUUGCUAUUUAUUUCCCGCUUCUCAAUUUCUCUUGGUUUUUGGAAACAUGUCAGGAUGUGUGCUGUGUUGAA
Molecule: messenger RNA, 1837 nt
Organism: Carlito syrichta (Philippine tarsier)
Lineage: Eukaryota; Metazoa; Chordata; Mammalia; Primates; Tarsiidae
Gene: SLC35D4
Product: transmembrane protein 241
Exons: 15
Coding region: 76-966 (296 amino acids)
Cellular component (GO): Golgi apparatus
Molecular function (GO): antiporter activity
Source: RefSeq, a predicted model, not a curated record